AUGAGUAGUGUCCACUCCCAAACCAGCGAGGUUGAUGUUCCUCCUAUAUCUGCAACUAAACUAAAGGGUGGCACUCAAAAUGGCUCGGAUACUUCUAUUGUGUCGGUGAAGUCAACAAUUACGUUUGAAAAACAGAAGGUAGUUCCCAGAACCAGAACUAUGUCGGUACAGAGCGUUUUGAGCUCAUUCUCGCUUCGUAGCAUGAUAAAUAAUAGAGACAAUUGUGGUUCGCAGCAACAGAAUUGCGAUGAAGAGGAAUGCACUAAUACCUCACACAACCACAAUGGCAACAACAACAAUAAUACAGGUUCUGGAAGCCUGGCAGCAACGUAUAUCAACCCUAUACAGCAGAUUCAGUCUCCAGCAAUGGCCUCCACUAUGAUGAAGAAGCGCAAUGGUAAUGGAGGCAAACAUAAGCAGACUCUUUUCUCGGACUUACCGCAGUCUGAGACUAGAUCGAGAAUAGGCCAACAGUUGCCAUUCACCGAUGACAAAAGAAAGUCAGCUAAAGACUUACGGCAGCGUAGGUCCUCGUCUAACAUAAGUCAGCACUCGAGCUCUAACUCAAAUCCGAAUUCUCAGACGGAAAUUGAACAUGAACAGAAUGGCUCUGAUAAACAGCCCAAAGUCAAGUCCAAGACUCCUUCAUCAUCAUCCGCUAGUAGCACCAGCAAUAAUAAUAAUAAUAAUAAUGAUAAUAAUAAUAAUAGCAGCAGCAGCAGCAACAGCGAUGAUGCAAGCAAGAAUAGCAACAAUCAAUCUGUUGAUAAUGAUUCUAGUAGUGAGUCCUCCCCCAUUGAUUCUUCUCAUGAUUCAGAAUCUGAAGAAGAUGAUAUUUCAAGACAAAACAAGUUAACUACUGAUGCUUUGAGAAAGCUCUCUAUGAUUCAACAUAACAGAGAAGCUGCUUCCAAAUCCAUUCAAACUACACCUCUUACAUCUAGCGAAAAUUUGGUAGAUCCAAAGGAACCUCUGACACAGCUCACGUUUGGUGGAAAGAAUGUUAUUUUAGACACAUCUACUACUAUUCGUAAAAAUUCUGUGGCAAUAGAGCCUGCUAAGGAUCAUGCUGAUGGGCGCAAGCAAUCUCUAGAAAUUAUCACACAACCCACAAGCUCUACCACCGGUGCUUCACCUCACAACUUCAGUGAGACAAAAUGCUCUCGGUCCGGUAGCAGUACCUCCCUAAACUCAAAGAGACUUUUGCAACAAAUAAAUGAGCCAAAAAAACCAAUGUAUAUGCCUGCUGUAUUGAGAGAUAUCUCUGAAACCAAUAUUACGAUAGAUACAUUAAAGUCUCACUCUCCAGCACCAUCCGACGCUACUCAAAGUACUUUACAGGCGGCCCUCUCAAGACAUUCGAAUAACUCAAGUCCAAAUUAUGCUAGAAGUGUCCAUUCUACAACAUCAUCAAUAAUGUCCAGUUAUAGAAAUAAAAUUCAAUCCUGGUUGUCAAAUGAUAAAGAUCCUCAGUUUCAAUUGGCCCAACCAACUAGAGAGCACUGGGUUCCUGAUUCUAAGCGUUUGUCUUGUAAGUAUUGUCACAAAAUGUUUUCUUUUUGGGAGCGUAAACAUCAUUGCAGACACUGUGGCGAUAUUUAUUGUCAACAGCAUGUAAUGCAUUGGUUGUACUUAAAUCCAAAGGCAAAAUUCAUUAUUGGUUCAGGUGGGGUUGGUGUUCUAUCCAAAAUUUGCAAUAGCUGUCUAGAGGAAUAUGAGAAUCUUGUAAAAAAUGGUCCUGCCAAGGAUCAAAUUGGAAAUAAUCAGGAACAACAGCAAAUGAUACCGCCAUUCUCUGCAACUUCUCCAAACUCUUCAUAUCCUUCCAAUGAUUCUCGUCAAGAUGAAAAUAAUGCUGGUCAUUCAGGUCCACUUUCAAAUUUGGCAAAAGCAGAUAAUGAGAGAAACAUAGACGAGACAUUGAAUGGUUCUAGAAACAGCGUGAACAAUCGUCAACAUCUGGAAACCGUUGUUGGCAGUGUUCCCGCUGAUUGGUCAUGGAGUAGCUUCUGA
Molecule: messenger RNA, 2013 nt
Organism: Kluyveromyces marxianus DMKU3-1042
Lineage: Eukaryota; Fungi; Ascomycota; Saccharomycetes; Saccharomycetales; Saccharomycetaceae
Gene: PIB2
Product: Pib2p
Exons: 1
Coding region: 1-2013 (670 amino acids)
Biological process (GO): protein targeting to vacuole; protein transport to vacuole involved in ubiquitin-dependent protein catabolic process via the multivesicular body sorting pathway
Cellular component (GO): ESCRT-0 complex
Molecular function (GO): metal ion binding; ubiquitin binding; phosphatidylinositol-3-phosphate binding
Source: RefSeq, a predicted model, not a curated record